This is a messenger RNA of Mercurialis annua (annual mercury), 1212 nucleotides long. RefSeq names its product short-chain dehydrogenase TIC 32 B, chloroplastic. The record is from RefSeq and is a predicted model, not a curated record. The transcript is spliced from 8 exons. Bases 89 to 1060 code for a protein of 323 amino acids. Lineage: Eukaryota; Viridiplantae; Streptophyta; Magnoliopsida; Malpighiales; Euphorbiaceae.
CUCUCUCAUUUCAGCUAAACUCCACCAAUACCAUUGUCUUCUGCACUGUGGUUAGAGAGAGAAACAAGUUUCUAGAGAGAGAAAGAGAAUGAUGAGUAUCUUCUCCUUGAUUACUGGAAGGCCUGGUCCUAGUGGGUUCGGCUCAGCUUCCACUGCUGAACAAGUUACCAAUGGCAUUGAUGCUUCCAAUCUUACUGCUAUUGUCACUGGUGGUGCAAGUGGAAUAGGAUUUGAAACUGCAAGAGUAUUGGCUCUACGUAAAGCUCAUGUGAUCAUAGCUGCAAGAAACAUGAAUGCUGCAAACGAAGCAAAGCAACGAAUCCUUGACGAAAAUCAAGAUGCUCGUGUCGAUGUUCUCAAACUCGAUUUGGCAUCGAUUAAAUCCGUCAGAGAAUUUGCUCAUAACUUCAUUGCUCUUGAUCUAAAUCUUAACAUCUUAAUAAACAACGCUGGUAUUAUGUUCUGCCCCUAUCAGCUCACUGAAGAUGGUUUUGAGAUGCAGCUUUCUACAAAUCAUAUUGGUCAUUUCCUCUUGACAAAUCUUCUUCUUGAUAAAAUGAAAGAAACUGCAAGAAGUAGUGGUAUUGAAGGAAAGAUAGUGAAUUUGUCAUCAAUAGCUCACAUGCAUACUUACAGUGGUGGAAUUGCAUUUGAUAAUAUUAAUAACAAGAAGAGUUAUUCUGAUAAAAGGGCAUAUGGGCAAUCCAAGUUGGCAAAUAUACUACAUGCCAAAGAGCUCACUCGUCGUUUUCAGGAAGAGGGUGUAAACAUUACUGCUAAUGCAGUCCACCCAGGUAUAAUAAUGACGCCUCUCAUGAGACACUCGGCACUUCUAAUGAGAUUAUUUCAGAUUGUUAGCUAUCCCAUAUGGAAGAAUGUCCCUCAGGGAGCAGCCACAACAUGCUAUGCAGCACUGCAUCCAAGUCUGAAAGGAGUGAGUGGUAAAUAUUUUGUGGACUGCAAUGAGGUAACACCAAGCUCUUAUGCUAGAGAUGAAUUGCUCGCAACACAACUAUGGGACUUCAGCAACAAGCUCGUUAAUUCAGCUUCCAAAUCUUGAAACAAAUUCCAAACCAGUGUGCUUUUUUUAGAGUGAUUAAUUAUAUUCAAGCUCAUUUAAUUUUGUUCUUGCUUUAUGAUAGUAAACAGUGAAGUGUUGGUUCAAAUAUUAAUGUAAUGGAAUUUUAUCUAUCAAAGUUAGAAAUUAUAUAA